Messenger RNA from Folsomia candida, 1119 nucleotides. RefSeq lists its product as uncharacterized. Lineage: Eukaryota; Metazoa; Arthropoda; Collembola; Entomobryomorpha; Isotomidae. The record is from RefSeq and is a predicted model, not a curated record. The transcript is spliced from 2 exons. The coding region runs from base 269 to 943 and encodes 224 amino acids.
UCCCCAGUUUCGCCUUCUUUAAGUAAAAGCUUUCAAGCGGGGAUGACUAUAUUUUCUUUAGUGAGUUUUCAAGUACGGAAAAGUAUUUUUCUGAAAAGCACCAGAAUUUGUCCCACAAAAGAGUAUUGUCCAACGAACAAAAACAUUCCUUCCUUUGCAUACACAACUUUGGCGUUCACUAGUUCAUCCCAGAUUUGUUUCAGAUUGUUCCAACAAACUAAUUGUUCCACUGGUCAGAUCUCAUCAGCACCUACUUCUAACUGUUGUGAUGGGCUUACUUCUCCCCAUGGCCUCCAAGUCGUAUUUCCGGAUGUCUUCCGCCUUCCUCAUUUUCCUCGGUCUCGGAGUGGUCCCCCUCCUCGUCUCCCUAAUCCAUCCAGUCGACGGCAACCCCAUGAAACAUUACUCCUCCUGCAAAACCUCCCCUGAGCUCAUCAUGUCCGCCUUCUUCAACUCCUGCAAGCAGAAGCGAAGUCACGGUCGGCGAGAAAUGGUGUCUGGCACUCGUCCAGUUUCGGAAGAGCUUGAGAACCCUGAAGUUUGGGAAAUCCUCUUCAACGACAUUCACCUCAUGAAGGAGUGGACCAACACGAUCAAGAAGUACUCCCCCCAACAUCCCAAGAGGGAGCCUUCCCCACGUCGCACCAAGAAAUCAGUGUCCCGAUGGCGCAGAACCACCCCGGCCACAUCAACCUCACUAUUGUUCGAAGAGCUGGAACUCCCCCAUGAAAAUGGUGAGAUUGACCCUAUCGACCCUCAAAAAACUGACUCCUCCUCCAGUUCGGAGGACGAUGUGGAUGGCAAGUUGUGGAAAUGGAUGGUGGACGCGUCCCGAGUGAUCGGAGGGCGAGACAGGUUGAGGCGCGAGGAGUACGGCCAAGUCGUCGCUGCUGUGCACAAGUGUUGUCAUUUUGGCUGCGAUGCGUCCGAUUUUCCAUGUUAGCUUGUUCCAUUUUAUGAUUUUGAUUGAUUUUCGAGCUCAAAGUAUGAUAUCAAUGUCGCCUUUUGUAAUAAACUACGACACACAGUUUAAUGCACAUCAAAAUUAAAUUCGCUUUAUUUUUAUACAAUUUAAAUUUUUGCUUAGUUAAUAAAUACACGGACAUAUGCUGAAACAUA